Molecule: messenger RNA, 957 nt
Organism: Penicillium cosmopolitanum
Lineage: Eukaryota; Fungi; Ascomycota; Eurotiomycetes; Eurotiales; Aspergillaceae
Exons: 1
Coding region: 1-957 (318 amino acids)
Source: RefSeq, a predicted model, not a curated record
AUGUCUCCUUCUAUAUUGAUUGUUGGCGCUACCGGCAACACUGGCCGAGCAGUCACUCAAACUUUGCCAAAGUUACUCCAAUCAUGCAGCACUUUGUCCAGUCAUCGCAUUAUUGCUCUUACUCGUUCUUCUGACAGUCCGGCGGCAAAGGAGCUUGCCAAACUCCCUGGGGUUGAAGUGGUGGAGCAGAACUGGGUGGAAAUCACUGCCGAGUGGCUUCGCACCAAUGAAGUCACUAGAGCUUUUAUUGCAUCCCACAAUGAGCCUACCCAGUUCGCCGAAGAAUCAACUUUCUAUCUUAACGCCCUCACCGCUGGCGUUCAAUAUGUUGUGCGGAUCUCAACCACUGCUGCAAAUGUCCGCCCUGAUUGCCCUGCCUAUUACCCACGUCAACACUGGGCUAUUGAGGCCCUUCUGGGCUCAUUGGAGUUCAAGAACCUGCACUGGACAUCUCUUCAGCCCAACAUCUUUUCGACACUUAUUAUGUCCCCUGCCGCAGAGUUGAUCAAAAAUUACCGUAAGACUGGAGAGCAGGAUACUCUUCGUCUUAUGCUGGCGGAAGAUGCCCCUGUCGGCAUCAUCGACCCUUACGAGAUUGGGGUGGCCGCAGCUCAUCUCUUGUCCCAGGAUGAUACUUCAGUAGACAACAAGGCCAAGUACGUUCUCAACGGACCCGAGGAUAUCACUGGAAAGAAGAUCGUCGAAAUGGUUGAGCAGUAUAUUGGCACACCUCUGAAGGACGUCAGCUACAAAGAUGUCUCGUUUAUCGAAAUGCUUUAUCAGUACCAGUACGCAGCAACCAAACAAUCGAAGAACGUCAUCUACUCCAUUCAACGCGCUCCUGAGACUGCUUGGGCAGGGCAAUGCUCGACUUCUACAUCUAGCAAAGAGAUCCUAGAGCUUGCUGCUCCAAAACGCUCACCUGCUGAUGUCUUGAAGUCUCUGCUGGAGGAUUAG